Striga asiatica is the source of this 456-nucleotide messenger RNA. Lineage: Eukaryota; Viridiplantae; Streptophyta; Magnoliopsida; Lamiales; Orobanchaceae. The record is from the annotation of a GenBank genome assembly.
AUGGCCUCCGGAACCCUCGGGCUCGCCACCUCGUACCCGCUUGGGCACAGGCAAAACUUGCUAUUCUCCAUCAUCUCUUUGUACGAGUUACUAUUUCUAUUGCUAGGGCUCAACGGCAUCUUUUCAAACACCUUGAUGUUGUCGUCUUUGUCUUUCCAGUGUUGCAGGAGCAAUGAUCUGAUGCGGCCGUGCAGUUGGCCAGCAAAGAAUGCUAGGGUCGUUCGGUUGGAAGAUGCCGGCGAUGUUAACCCAGUUAUUUCGCCGGUUGGAAGGUUGAUCUCAGGUAUCGAUACGUCUUUUCUGGGGUUGAAAAACUCGGAGGUGUUGGCAUUGCAUAUACGUGUACUUGGCGGACACCGUGCGAACAUAAUCUCCCACGACACGUUCGAGCACGGCCUUGUCGCGCUCGAUUGGGUCGAACAGGUUCUGGAGGAUCAUGACCACACUAAAUGGUAG